Molecule: messenger RNA, 1429 nt
Organism: Hevea brasiliensis (rubber tree)
Lineage: Eukaryota; Viridiplantae; Streptophyta; Magnoliopsida; Malpighiales; Euphorbiaceae
Exons: 6
Coding region: 186-1223 (345 amino acids)
Source: RefSeq, a predicted model, not a curated record
CUAAAAGAUUAAAAUAAAAAAUUAAUUUUUUUUUUAGGAUAUAGUAAAAAAUAAAGUUAAAUCAGUUUUUCGAUUAUAAUCAUAUGGUCAACACGGUCUGAACCGGUGCCGUUUCAGGUUAACCCUGGUUAACAUUCGCUGAUUUUUCAGAGUUUCAGGCAGUAGGUGUACAGAUUUCGAGAGCGAUGGCGGGAUUACUGGCCUGGGCAGCGGAUGUUGUUGGAGGUCACGGCGGUGGCCAGACCAAUGAAGCAGACGCCAUCCCGAUAACCUUCACCGAAGAGCAGCAAAACUAUGUGCGAGAAUUAGAUCGAAAGGCAACCUCAUUGAGCCGCACGAUCCAGGAUCUACGGCUCAGACUGCCUCCACCCGACAUCUCCCAACGCCUUCCUCACCUCCACGCUCACUCUCUAGCUUCCAAUGCUGCUCUUGCUCUGCAGUUGAACGCUCACUCUGCCACUAAGGAACACGCCCAAUUGAGAGAGGUAACUUUGCUGGAAGAAAAUGUUGCAUAUGAAAAGGCUAUAUCAAAUUGUGAGAAUAAAAUACAGGAGAAAAUUCAGGAAGCAGAUUUACUUCAGAGGAAGUUACAGGAAAUGGAUGAAAAUGAAAAGAAUUUGAGACAGGAACUGGAAAAUGCAGAAACUGCGCUGAACACCAGUCAGUCUGGAAGGCCUGGUGAAUCAGUUGUAUAUGAAACAGAAGUUGAAACUGAACCAGAUACACUAGCUACAAAUUCCACUUUAUUGGAGAAGUUGGAGAACAAGAAAAAAGAACUGAGUUCAAUGGAAGAAAUUGUUCAAGAUUUAGAGAAAAAAUGGGCUCAAGUUCAAGAUAGUGCUCUGAAGCAGCCUAUGCCAGCGCAGAGAGAGAAGAUAUUGGAUAAACAGCUUCAUAGCUUAAUUGAGCAACUAGCAGCAAAGCAGGCACAAGCAGAAGGCCUGGUCAGUGAAAUCCAUUUGAAAGAGAUGGAGCUAGAAAGAUUAAAUGGCUUGUGGAGGCAGCUUGAAAGCAGCAAUGCAGAGGCCAAUACUGCUAGAAAUCGGUUUGGGAGAAGCAACUCAGGCAGAGGAUUUGCUUCUUCGGAUUAUAUUUCUGACAAGCUUCCUUAUUCAACUGGUGGUCAAACAGAGCAACAGCAGAGGCUUAUGCUAAUGAGGUCGGCUUUUGUGCUGUAUAUUUUAAUGUUGCACAUCAUAGUCUUCAUCAAGAUUUCAUUUUGACUAGCAUCCGGAUAUACUCUUUCUUGUCUUCGAAAGAUCUUUUUUUUUAAUUAAUAUUUUUAUUGCUUGUUGAACAUGAUGUAUUAUCUCUACUGUAUAGAACUUAUUUUGAUAUUUUUAUACUCAGAAAAGUAUAAUUGCUAUGUUGUUUUAGACUAGUGGUUGUACUAAUAUUCUCUUAUGUAUAUUGAAUGUUCUAUUUAUCA